This is a messenger RNA of Aureobasidium namibiae CBS 147.97, 591 nucleotides long. RefSeq lists its product as uncharacterized. NCBI's taxonomy places the organism in Eukaryota, Fungi, Ascomycota, Dothideomycetes, Dothideales, Saccotheciaceae. Bases 1 to 591 code for a protein of 196 amino acids. The record is from RefSeq and is a predicted model, not a curated record. The transcript has 2 exons.
AUGCAGCCCGUGGCAUUCUUGAAAAGAAACCAGACUAGACAUCUAGUGGCCUGGAAGGACAGUGACUCUGGGUCGUCUUUGUACUUGUACACGGCCGACCUUGUCACAUUGUCCACACGCACGAAGAAGCAGGUCCAUGAUACCCACCUCUCAUACGCACAUCUCUCGGAAGGAAGAAUAGACCUGAUGAUUGAGCCUGCGUGCCCCGGAGUUCGUAUAUGCCUGAGAUUGGGGCUGGAGCGACCGCCACAGAGCAGAGCUUACUUGCGAUUUUCACUUCGUCACUGGCUCAGCAAAGAUGAAGGGAAGCAGAUCUACCUCUCAAAGCAUCAUAUAGAGAUUUCAGAAUCAGAUCAGAUCAAACGUAUGACAAACAUGUACACGGCACCUCAACAUUCAUAUAACUAUCUCUUCUCAAGACAUCAGAAAACCACCACAACCUCGCUCAGUCGCCAAUUAACAUUGGGUGCUGGCACACCUAUUGAUCGGGACCUCAGGAACCCGCAAAGGUUGAAGGCGAAGUCUGGCGUAUCUCGAACCCAGCAACAAACAGUCGAGAACGAAAUGAACCGGGUCGAUGACGACGUAUGA